Molecule: messenger RNA, 1182 nt
Organism: Pieris macdunnoughi
Lineage: Eukaryota; Metazoa; Arthropoda; Insecta; Lepidoptera; Pieridae
Source: the annotation of a GenBank genome assembly
AUGGGUUCGUUUGUUGUAUUUUGUUUACUCCUAGUGGCUGUGUCUUGUGAACUCAGCUCACCUCCCAUAGGAAUCGGGAUGGAACAGGAUAACAAUCUCGAGUUAGGAGACAACUUGACUAACACUGAUGUUUUGAUGGCUUUUGUGGUAUUCCGACACGGAGAUAGAACCCCAGACUUAGAUGAGAUGGAAAGGUUUCCAUCAAAAGAGUAUACUAUUAGCACACUUUUUCCAUAUGGAGCGAAAGCUCUAACCAACAAGGGAAAACAGCGCGCAUACAGAAUCGGCGAAUAUAUAAGAAAACAUUACGGCAAUCUUAUCUCCAGUCUGUACCUACCUGACGAAAUAUACAUACAGACAACGGGGUAUGCACGAACCAAAAUGACUGUUCUCGCCGCUCUAGCUGCCGUGUACCCACCACCACCAGCACAAAGGUGGAACCCCAGUUUAAAUUGGCAACCUGUUCCUUAUGACACACCAUCGUACGAGAAUGACGAUUUCCUUUACUAUUAUAACUGUCCACGUUAUCUGAAAAUACGCGAGAAAGUCUACGCGUUCCCCGAAAUAAAGCAGAUGAUGAAACCGUAUGAGGGGUUGUAUGAAUUCCUGAACACGAAGACUGAUGUCAACAUCACCACACCGGAAGACGCAUUUUAUCUAGACAACCUAGUUCAGGCAUUUGAAAAUGUUGGUGUACCACCACCUGCGUGGGCAAAUGAUGUGAUGCCACAAAUCAAAGAAAUAACAUUAAUCGAAUAUAUUACGCAAUUUUACAACAGUGAAAUGAUUCGACUAUCAGCAGGUGUGCUUCUAGCGAGAAUAAUAAACGCAACAAAUAGUAAUAUCGCUGGCAAUAAAGAUUUACCGAAACUGUGGUUGUUUUCCGCCCACGAGAAUAAUGUGGCUGCCUUUAUGUCCGCCGUCAGGGUGUUUAAGCCACAUCAACCGAUGUAUGGAGCUACGAUAUCACUCGAAUUUAGAAGAAAUCGCAUAACUGGCCAGUAUGGGUUUACGGCCGUCUACGCUACAGAUGUGAACUCAGGAAAGCCUGGCGUCGUGCUACCAAUAGAAGGCUGUGGAGGGCAGCCAUUUUGUGAUUAUGAUACAUUCAUAAAUCUUACAAAAGAUUACGUUAUUUCGCUUAAUGAUUUCAAAAAACAAUGCUUUCUACCUGUUUCAUAG